AUGAAGAUCUUGGAUGCCGGUACCGAAGUCCUCGACGACUACGAUGUCCUAAAGUUCAUCCGCGACAAGCGCGCUCAAAUCAAGGCCGAGAAGGACCAAGCAAAAGAAGAAGGACGACCAAACUCACACAGGCCCGCCAACUUCAUGAAGUCGUUGCAAAGGUAUCGCACAUCAGACCGUUCUUUCUUGAACAACCCUAAAUACGACAACGACUCGCAAUACCUCAACAAGCUGAUGCAAACUCUGGGUCCAAGAGUGCACCUGACAAAGUCCGAGUACUUGAUCCUCGCCAAUCAACGCCCUUACAGACGCGCCCACCUUGCCGCCAUGAUCGAAGACGCCGAUACUCGCUUCACUCUGGAGGAGCAGAAUUUCAUCAGAGAUACCGUAGCUGAGAUCCUGGGCUUCCCGGAGGAAGAUGGUGAAAAUCUGGAUGCCAAACCUGUUGAAGUCAAAGGCUGA
Messenger RNA from Aureobasidium musti, 462 nucleotides. NCBI's taxonomy places the organism in Eukaryota, Fungi, Ascomycota, Dothideomycetes, Dothideales, Saccotheciaceae. The record is from the annotation of a GenBank genome assembly.